Molecule: messenger RNA, 912 nt
Organism: Caenorhabditis briggsae
Lineage: Eukaryota; Metazoa; Nematoda; Chromadorea; Rhabditida; Rhabditidae
Gene: Cbr-efl-1
Product: Protein CBR-EFL-1
Exons: 6
Coding region: 1-912 (303 amino acids)
Biological process (GO): regulation of transcription by RNA polymerase II
Cellular component (GO): RNA polymerase II transcription regulator complex
Molecular function (GO): protein dimerization activity; RNA polymerase II cis-regulatory region sequence-specific DNA binding; DNA-binding transcription factor activity, RNA polymerase II-specific
Source: RefSeq, a predicted model, not a curated record
AUGGGUACUCGUGCCGAUAAGUCGCUGGGUCUUCUCGCAAAACGAUUUAUCAAAAUGAUUCAGUACUCACCGUACGGACGGUGUGAUUUGAAUACGGCAGCCGAAGCUCUCAAUGUACGACAAAAACGACGAAUUUACGAUAUCACAAACGUUCUGGAAGGUAUCGGAUUGAUAGAGAAACGAAGCAAAAAUAUGAUUCAGUGGAAAGGCGGCGACUUCAUGUUGAACGUAAAAGACGGAAAACGACAGAUGGCAACGACGGAGGAGGAAGAGAGAAUGGACCAGUUGAAAAUGGAAAUUGAGCAGUUGAAUAAGGAGGAAGAGACCAUUGAACAGCAUCAGAGAUACCUUCAGCAGUCGCUUCGAAAUAUGGUCGAAACGGUGGACAAUCACAAAUACAGCUACGUUCUUCGCUCCCAGCUAUCGGAUAUCUAUAAGGACGAUUUGACGAUUGGAAUUCAGUCGAGAAUUGGGACACAAGUCAGAAUGAGUGACACUGAGGAAAUCGAAAUGCACGGUGGUCCAGAAUGGUGUUAUCUGAAGGACGCGACCGGACCAUUACGCGCGGCUAUAGUAUCAAAUCACGAGGUCCACAACUUUGUAAAACGACAAAAAUCGAAGCAACGGGGACACGAGGAACACGUUGACGACGAUGUUAAUGAUAAUGAUAAUGAUAAGCAACAGCAAUCCACGUCAUCAGCAGCGUCUCGAUUCAAGAAAUACCAACAACGACGAACACUGACUGAGGAGAUUUAUGAGGAUUUGAGAAAGGAGGAACAGAGGAAUAAAUCAUCGGGAUUGAUGCCACCAAUGAAGCCGUUGGACCCGCCACCGGCCAAUGAGGACUAUAUUUAUUCGACGACUGGAGAAGAAUAUCGAGGAGACUCGAUUAUCGAUUUGUACGGAGAUUAG